GCAAACGAUGCAACUUAACUUAGUGCAUCACAUUCAUCAGCGGUGAAACUACUUACCGCUAUCAAUAUCCGUGUUCACCUAAAUUUUCGAAGCGUUUAUUCAAUAAUUUUUCAUAUUUAGACGCACAUUAAUCAAAAGCGCAUGCAAAUGUCGCAUCAAAUCGACAGUCGUCGCAAUCGUCAACGUCACCAAAUGUCCGCAACACCCGCGCAACGCACACUACCGCCUUUUGUAAGUAUCGCCACCGUCACCACCACAACCAUUUUUUGUUGCAUUUGGCUGUUGCUCGUAAACGCGCCUGCCCCCAUUCAAAUGCGUCGUUUGCAACGCUGUGAACUCGCCAGUCAGCUGUAUAUUUUGGAUGUGCCGAAAUCGGAGCUAGCGCUGUGGCUGUGCAUCGCCCAAUAUGAAAGUCGCUAUAACACGCAUGUGGUGGGCAAUCGCAAUGCGGACGGUUCCAGCGACUAUGGACUGUUUCAGAUCAGCGGCCGUUAUUGGUGUCAGCCGGACAAUGGUACGAAAUAUUAUGCAUUCAAUGAGUGCAAUGUCAAAUGUAGCGCCUUGCUGCUGGAUGACAUCACCGAGGCGGUGGGGUGCGCUAGGAUUAUACAGCGUCGUCAGGGUUGGACUGCUUGGAGUGUGUAUACGUUCUAUUGUAAUAGGACGCUAAGGAAUGUAGAUGAUUGUUUUGAGUGAGAAAGUCAAUGAGAAAAAUAAGAAAGAAUAAGAACAGAAGUAUCGCAUGUGUUAAAAUACCCAAUGUGUUCUUAUAUUGAUGACAUCAAAUAAAUAAUAUGUGUGUUCAUUUAAA
Messenger RNA from Rhagoletis pomonella (apple maggot), 811 nucleotides. Its product is annotated as lysozyme 1. The record is from RefSeq and is a predicted model, not a curated record. Gene Ontology annotation, molecular function: lysozyme activity. NCBI's taxonomy places the organism in Eukaryota, Metazoa, Arthropoda, Insecta, Diptera, Tephritidae. Bases 142 to 696 code for a protein of 184 amino acids. The transcript has a single exon.